Entrophospora sp. SA101 is the source of this 681-nucleotide messenger RNA. NCBI's taxonomy places the organism in Eukaryota, Fungi, Glomeromycota, Glomeromycetes, Entrophosporales, Entrophosporaceae. The record is from the annotation of a GenBank genome assembly.
AUGCCUCCUAAAUAUUUACCUUUUGGAGAAAAAGCUGACGAAGGAAUUCAAUUUGUGCCGGGAGUUGACAGAAAGGGGUUUCCCAUCAUGGAAAUUAAAUCUGGUUCUUAUGGCGAUAAAGUCGGCAAAUCAAUUCCGAAAAUAAUUAAGCAAUUAGUGGAUGACGGUCAUAACCUGAUUAUUGAUGAAGUGAUUUGGGAAAGAACAGGUUUAGAAAACUAUGCUUUGUUUUUGAAAGGGCUUGCUCGUGCUCAAUAUGCUAAAAUAGAAGAUUUAGAUUGGGAAUAUAAACUUCAAGUUGACACCGAUAAAAACACACCUUUUGCUAGUGCCAGAAUAAUUUUAAAAUCUAUGGGAUUAGAAUCUGCGGAACAAAUACCCUUUGCGGAAGUUUUGUUAGUGGGAAACAUUGACGAGAAAGAAAAUGAAGUCAUUUCCAAGCAAAAAGCCUUAAAGAAAGCUCAAGAACAAGGACUAGACCUAGUUUGCUUUCGUCAACCAAAUGGAAAAAAUCCAGCAGUUUGCAAAAUAGUUGAUUACCAAAGACACCUUUUUGAAGCAAGCAAAAAAGCCAAAACUCAAAAAAAAAUUAGCCAAAAGCCUCUUCUCAAAAAAAUUGGGCUAACUUUCCACAUUGGCGAAGGAGAUUUAGGGACUAAAAUUAAACAAAUUAAAAAAUGA